Messenger RNA from Cryptomeria japonica (Japanese cedar), 1116 nucleotides. Its product is annotated as patatin-like protein 2. The coding region runs from base 1 to 1116 and encodes 371 amino acids. The record is from RefSeq and is a predicted model, not a curated record. Gene Ontology annotation, biological process: lipid metabolic process. The transcript has 8 exons. NCBI's taxonomy places the organism in Eukaryota, Viridiplantae, Streptophyta, Pinopsida, Cupressales, Cupressaceae. Gene Ontology annotation, molecular function: monoacylglycerol lipase activity; glycerophospholipase activity.
AUGUCGAAUCAGGAGCUUCUUCCAAUCGAUGUCUCGGGGGACGUGGGUGCUAGAAUCCUGAGUGUCGAUGGAGGAGGAGUACGGGGUCUUAUUCCUGUGCAAUUGCUCAAAUUCUUAGAGCACCAGUUGCAGAAAUUGGAUGGGGAAGAUGCCAGACUAGCAGAUUAUUUCAAUAUAAUGGCAGGUACCAGCACUGGAGGUCUCAUCACCACAAUCAAAUGGAAUAUUUUUCACGGCAUUUUUGGUCCCAAAUACAAUGGCAAACAUCUGGUCAAUAUCUUAGAACAAGAGAAAUUUCACGAAAGACGGCUGUGUGAUACGGCUACUAACCUGGUGAUACCCACCUUCGAUAUCAAGACGCAGUUUCCUACAAUUUUCGCCAGUCAUGAGGCGAAAGUAGAUCCGCUGAAGAAUCCACAUCUAAUGGAUGUAUGCCUCUCCACAACUGCAGCUCCUACCUAUUUUCCAUCUCACCAGUUUACAACAAAUUCCAGUGACGGAAAGACCCAAGUUUUUAACUUAGUAGAUGGAGGAGUAGCGGCUAAUAAUCCUACCUUGAUAGCAAUGAACUUAGUCACUCGAGCAGUUCAUCAGGAUACAAGAAUAGUCGACAAAAAGGAGCACCUUGACCACUUUAUUGUACUUUCUCUUGGAACGGGAUUAGAAGAGGGUAUUGAAUGGGACGCAAAAAAGGCUGCCACAUGGGGAAGCUUGAAGUGGAUUACUCACGAUGGAAGAACGCCUCUCAUAGAAUCUAUCAUGAAUGCAAGUUCAGACAUGGUCAACAUUCAUACAGCUUUGAUGCUCCAUCAUGUCAAAGAAAACUAUCUUAGAAUCCAGGAAUGGCAACUAAAAGGAAGCGAAGCAAAGAUGGACCUCAGUACGGAUGAGAACCUGAGGAAUCUUUUGAAGAAAGGCCAGGAACUAUUGGAUAAGCCUGUUAGAAGUUUAAAUUUGGAGACUGGGCGUCCUGAGACAGUGAAGAACGACUACACAAACAGGAUGGCAUUGACUAAAAUGGCUGAACGACUCUCCAAGGAGAAGAAGUUGAGGGAUAAACGGAGCGCAUCUUCUGCACUUUCUAUGAAUGGCCAUAGUGUUGGAAUAAACAUCUGA